Rhizophagus irregularis DAOM 181602=DAOM 197198 is the source of this 842-nucleotide messenger RNA. NCBI's taxonomy places the organism in Eukaryota, Fungi, Glomeromycota, Glomeromycetes, Glomerales, Glomeraceae. The record is from RefSeq and is a predicted model, not a curated record.
UUUUUUUUGAAAGUUUAUUGGUAUGAAAGAGCUUCAAAUGUAAAUUACAAAGGGAAAACAGAAGAAGAAAUUAGAGAAAUUGAGGAAGAAGAAAUAAAAAAAAUGGAACGUAAUAGAAAAGAGAGAAGAAAGGAUGAAAUUAUGGAAAAGGAUGAGGAUGAAAUUAUGGAGGAUGAAAUUAUGGAGAAGAAUGAAAUUAUUAUGGAAAUGAAGGAAAAAGUAAUUCAACGGAAAGAUAUUAUUGAAAAAGUUGGUGCGGUAAGACGCGCUUGUAAAGCAUUGGAACAUCUUAAUAAGCGCAGAAGUUUUCUCGUGACUAAUUACAUUAAAAUACAUCAACAUGAGGAAAUGAUAAUGUAUAUUCAGCAUAUAGUCUGGAGGUUUGCUAAAUUUAAACCUGAGGAAUUUAAAUUGUUAGACGUUCGACAUAACGUCAUGAAAAAAUUAAUUCUUGGUGAUUGCAAUCAUUUAAUAAAACUUAUUUUAUUUGGAGACAAAAGUAAUAAGGAUGAUGAAAAUGAAAAUAAAGAGGAAUUCGUAAUCAGACAUAUACCAAGGAGUGUGUCGUGGCCAGGAAAAAAUUUUAUAAGUGAUGAUGACCUCCGAUUUGAUAAUAAUGGUCUAGGACUAGAAGAUAAUGAUGAAAGGCCAAAAAAUGAUAUGGAAUUAGCAAUUUAUCGUUACAAAGGUAAAUGAAACUUAUGGCGUUAUAGGUCGUGAACUUAAAGAUACUGUUGUUGUCGCUUAUCUCUUGGAAUAUUAUUCUAGUCAUGCAACAGAUUAUGCUGGUUGGAUGAGUACUGUGUCUAAGGCAUUACCAUUAUUAUUUAAAUAUAACUACG